This is a messenger RNA of Fomitopsis serialis, 925 nucleotides long. RefSeq lists its product as uncharacterized. The record is from RefSeq and is a predicted model, not a curated record. The coding region runs from base 54 to 770 and encodes 238 amino acids. NCBI's taxonomy places the organism in Eukaryota, Fungi, Basidiomycota, Agaricomycetes, Polyporales, Fomitopsidaceae. The transcript is spliced from 2 exons.
CAUCAACUGUACGUUUCCGCCUGACAUCUUCGAACUGCUUCCGCUGACCCCCUAUGUAUCCCUACGCCACUGCUCGGGGCCGUCUAGUGGACUCGCCGCCACAACAUCUACCUGGUGUACAUCUUGACGAUCUGGUCAUUCUUGCACCACCCUCAAGUCCAGUCAUCUCCGAGUACGAGUCACGCAUCUUGUCCCAGAGAUUUGUGACCGCGCCACGCGUCAAAGUGCAACUCAAAGUGGACAUCGCACAGCCCCGGGCCGUCAAGAUAGAGAAUACACCACUCGUCCGAGUAGACGUCGUGCGUAUCGUAGAGCCUGAGACUGUGCGUCCCCCGGAGGUAGAGACCAAGACGCCACUAGAGAUAGAGGCAGCGCCACUCGUCAAGUCACCUACAUUGUUGGAUCUCCAGUCAUGUCCCGCUCCCAUUGAAUUCAGCUUUGUCGGCGAGCCUCGAGGACGUGGACUGUUGCUUUCGGAACUGUAUCUGGAUCCUAUACAAUCUGUGCAGCGGAUGCACCUUCCCGCAGAACGUGUCCUGGAACCUUUCGGAUUGUCCAAGAUUCAUAUCCUGUGCUCGUGGCCGGGAAACUCGAGGUUAUAUACUGUUCGGCUGCUCGAAGCCUACAACAAGCCGCAGGAACCGACUGCCAGGUUACAAAUUGUGUACUUUAUCCUCAAAGCCUAUGUAGACAUGCUUGAGGUUGGUGUUAUUUACUCGCCGGCUGCCCUCGCGAGAUCUACCGUUGACGGCCUUAGAUUCAUUGUUUGACGCAGGAAAUAUCACCGGUACCACUGAGCCCAGGUCAACCGGCCGACAUUAUGUCCCUGGAGCGCUUGUGGCUGGUUGCAUUGCAUUAUGUCGAGGAUAACAUGUUCACCGUAGAAGUUCACAGGCGUUAACAGAGUUUCAGGCACAAGACUCCC